This is a messenger RNA of Daucus carota subsp. sativus, 1289 nucleotides long. Its product is annotated as MADS-box protein defh21. Gene Ontology annotation, cellular component: nucleus. Gene Ontology annotation, molecular function: RNA polymerase II cis-regulatory region sequence-specific DNA binding; protein dimerization activity; DNA-binding transcription factor activity, RNA polymerase II-specific. Lineage: Eukaryota; Viridiplantae; Streptophyta; Magnoliopsida; Apiales; Apiaceae. The coding region runs from base 118 to 987 and encodes 289 amino acids. Gene Ontology annotation, biological process: positive regulation of transcription by RNA polymerase II. The record is from RefSeq and is a predicted model, not a curated record. The transcript is spliced from 8 exons.
GCUACAUCUAUGUACAUUAAAUUACAUAUAAAUAUUUAAGUUUGCACACAGAAAGAAGGCUCAGUGCAGCAUCAUAUCCUCGUACCAGAUCGAGGCAUAUUUGUAUAUAGUAGUGGCAUGAUGGGAAGAGGAAAGAUAGAGGUUAAGAGGAUCGAGAACAACACGAGCAGACAGGUCACGUUUUCCAAACGGCGAGCGGGGUUGUUCAAGAAAACGCAUGAGCUUUCUGUUCUUUGUGAUGCUCAGAUCGGCCUUAUCGUCUUCUCUAACAAGGGCAAACUCUUUAACUACUGCUCUCACCCUCUCAGCAUGGGACAAUUGGUAGAAAGGUACCUGAAAUGCACUGGAACUAAAAUCCCUGAUCAUGAUAACCGGGAGCAAAUGCAUGGUGAACUGACGCGAAUCAAGAAGGAAACUCUGAGCUUACAGUUGAGCCUUCAGCGCUACAAAGGAGAUAACUUGAGCUCGGUGCAGCUGGAGGAACUGGAUCACCUUGAACAGCAGAUUGAGCACUCCCUCAACAAAGUCCGCUCCAGAAAGUUUGAGCUAUUCCAUCAGCAGAUGGAAAAUCUGAAGAGGAAGGAAAAUCUUCUGGAGAGGGAAAACCAAGAGAUGCAUUACUGGUUGGUGAGUAAUCAAAUGGAGAGGCAAAUGCAGCAACAGGCUGCUGCAGAGAUGGAGCAUCAUGAUGAAGAGCAGCAGGCAAUGACAGAGCUGAAGCUACUGCAGGGACAAUCAUCAUCACAACUAGUGCUGGACCACUACUCAUUUUAUGCACCACCACCACCUCAUGAUCAUCCUGAUCCUGAUCAUGAUCAUCAACACCCUCCUCCUCCUCCUCCUCCACCCGGUGUGCUCCACUUUCCGGGACUCCUUCCACCGCCUCCUUUUCCUCCUCCGGCAACCACCUCUUACCCCUACCAGCUCCAGCCUACUCAGCCCAACCUUCAGAAAUCAGAACCUAGUCACUACAUAUAUGCAGAUUGAUACUUCAUUCGAUCCAUGAAGAGGACAUGGGCAGUACGGGAAGUGGAGAUCAAUAUAUUUAUUCUCGCAUUUUAUUCCGAACAAUUAGCACCACCGUUCACUUAGAUAUAUAUAUGACAAAAAUCUGCGUUUCAUUUGGAUACUUAAUUACCUUCGUGUAAUAUAUAUGAUUAUCGUGUGCUUAAGACUAAAAAUAUGAUUACUAGAAUCUGUCUUAAUGUUGCAUGUACCUGAUAUCGAGUGGCGGGAAAUUAGAAUUCCGAUCAAGGUAUAUUAUAAGAUAUCCUACUAAUAUUUCGAAA